Molecule: messenger RNA, 264 nt
Organism: Paramecium sonneborni
Lineage: Eukaryota; Ciliophora; Oligohymenophorea; Peniculida; Parameciidae
Source: the annotation of a GenBank genome assembly
AUGGAGUACUUUCUCCAUUCACAAAGAUAUCAGUUGAUCUAACUUUAUUAUCAGCAUCUAUAUUGUAUAAUAUUGUUGAUAAUUAAUUUAUCAUCUAAAAUAAUAGAAGCAUCCAUUCUGAAAGAACUCGUCCAUUUGCUUAAGAAAUUAUUAAAUGAACCUGAUAUUGAUUAUUUGAGACAUCUUCUUUUUAAAUUUUUAAGAAUUUGUUUAUUUCAAAGAAAAAGAAAUAAUAUUAUAGCGCAAUUUAGUGAAACCAUCUGA